UUACUCGAGAACAGAUGACUCAAAGGAACUGCAUCACUUCCUCUUUCCUGAACUUCCUAACACGAUAGGUUCAAAUGAGUGGUGGGUGGUAACUAAAGCUCCCUUGGGGAUGUGGUAGCUGAGCAAGAUUACAGCUGUUUAAACUUAGGAGAGAGAGAGAGAGAGUGAUCAGUUCAAAGAAAGGAGAAGACUCUCUCAUUGACUUAAACAUACUUCUGCCACAGGAGGAGACGAAAGGAGGAGACAUUUUCAUCUAUACACCAACUAGAAAGAGCGUGAAGCUAUGGCCAAAAGCAUGAAAGCCAAGUCAAUCAGUGGCCAUCCAGAGGGGCCGUACCGGGCGGUGGAGGCCUUGGACAGUCUAGCGCAUAUAGCCUUUGAGGGGAAGGACACACUGGAUAAGCUGUUUGACCAUACAGUGCAAAGAUUUGGCAAGGCUCCGUGUCUGGGCACCCGAGACAUCCUGAGUGAGGAGACUGAGACACAAACCAACGGGAAGAUCUUCAAGAAGUUGGUCCUGGGCGAGUACCACUGGAUGUCUUAUGAGGAAGUGAAUCAAACCGCGCGCUUUUUUGGCAGCGGCCUUGCGGCGAUAGGUCAGCAGCCAAAGAGAACCAUCGCAAUCUUCUGUGAAACACGGGCUGAGUGGAUGAUUGCAGCUCAGGCGUGCUUCAAACAUAACUUCCCCUUGGUAACACUUUAUGCAACGCUGGGGGAAGACGCAGUUGCCUAUGGGCUGAAUGAGUGUGGUGCCACACACCUUAUCACAAGUGUGGAACUCAUGGAGACCAAACUAAAGAGCAUCUUGUCCAGUGUCCCGGCUUUGACCCAUGUCAUCUAUGUGGACAGUAAGGAUGUGAGUACUGCUGGCUACCCUGAGUCUCUUGUGAUCCAAAGCAUGCAGUCAGUCACAGACCUGGGAGCCAUACCUGAAAACUUGAAUAUGGCGGUGGAGCCCCCUCUCCCCUCUGACCUGGCAAUGGUGAUGUACACCAGUGGCUCGACGGGCUCCCCCAAAGGAGUCAUGAUUGUCCAUAGCAACCUCAUUGCUGGUAUGGCUGGCCAGUGCCAAAGAAUUCCUGGUCUAGGUCCGCAGGACACAUACAUUGGUUAUUUGCCACUGGCCCACGUCCUCGAAUUGACAGCGGAAAUAUCCUGCAUAACCUAUGGCUGCCGGGUUGGGUACUCCUCCCCCCAAACCCUCUCAGACCAGUCAACGAAGAUCAAAAAAGGAACCAAGGGAGACUGCACAACACUUCAGCCCACACUGAUGGCAGCUGUACCGGAGAUAAUGGACCGGAUCUAUAAGAAUGUGAUGAAUAAAGUUCAAGACAUGAAUUACAUGCAGCGGACUCUAUUCAAAAUGGGAUACAACUACAAACUCGAGCAGCUCAAAUUGGGCAACGAUACUCCCAUUUGCAACAUGCUUUUGUUUGCGAAAGUGAAGGCUUUACUGGGGGGGAACCUAAGGAGGAUGCUGUCAGGCGGUGCACCCCUGUCCCCAACCACCCAGCACUUCAUGAACGUGUGCUUCUCCAUUUCUGUGAGCAAGGGCUAUGGCCUCACGGAGACCUGUGGAGCUGGCACCAUCACUCAAGCUUUUGACCACAGCACCAAAAGAGUUGGAGCUCCACUUAUCUGCUCUGAGAUCAAAUUACGAGACUGGUUAGAGGGUGGCUACACCAGUGAGGAUAAGCCUAAUCCCCGUGGCGAGAUCAUGAUUGGUGGGCCUAAUGUGGCUUUGGGCUACUAUAAGAAUGAUAGUCUGAAUGACGAUUUCUUGGUGGAUGCCAAUGGCCAGCGGUGGUUCUGCACAGGAGAUAUUGGAGAGAUUCACCCAGACGGUAGUUUACAGAUUGUGGACCGUAAGAAGGACUUAGUGAAGCUGCCGGCAGGGGAGUAUGUCUCUCUGGGAAAGGUGGAAUCUGUACUGAAAAACUGCCCCCUUGUUGACAACAUCUGUGCCUAUGCCAACAGUGACCAGAGCUACGUGAUCUGCUUUGUGGUACCAAACCAGAAGCAGCUGACAGCAUUGGCAAACAAGAGUGGAGUAGAGGGAGAGUUGGGUGAGCUCUGCAGCCAUCCUACGGUGGAGAAAGAGGUUCUGAAGGCCAUCAAGGAAGUUGCAACGUCCAGUAAACUGCAGCGGUUUGAGAUUCCAGCGAAAGUGUUUCUGAGCCCAGAGCCCUGGACACCAGAGACGGGGUUGGUCACGGAUGCAUUCAAACUGAAAAGGACGGAGCUGAGGAAGCACUACUUGUCAGACAUUGAGAGAAUGUAUGGAGCAAAGUAGAAACAAAUGGACAGACUAAAAAAAAAUCUCUCGUGGUACUUUUCAUCUCUUACAAAUUUGGACAUUUUGGGGCAUUUCUUUUGCAAUUUGUGACAUAAUACAAGCUCAUUAGCUUUGCCGUGGUGUAAGUUAAAAAUUACAACAUUGUACAGUUAAAGAAUAAUAUUAUUCCCAGAGGAAAAUAUUUGAUGUAAAUACAGAAGGUCACUGUUAACAGUGUUCACACUGUUUGUACUAUUAUCAAUGUCUUUUAUAUUUUGGGGCUCCUAGUCUAGUCUCUGUACGUAGAGUAUCAGUGUUUGUCCAAAAUGUAUGUUGUCAGGAGUGGAGGAUGAUUAUCAGAUAUCAGUGUGUAGGCAUGAACAGCCACAGUGGAGGAUAUGAUGUCUGUAUUUUUAGAGCAUACUGCUCUCUGGAGGGCAUUUGUCCAACUAUUUUGGUCACUAUAAUUCUAUACUUUAUCGUCUUAUUGAGCUAUUUAUGCCAUUUCACCUAUGAAUUACAUACCAUUUUCAUA
Clupea harengus (Atlantic herring) is the source of this 2810-nucleotide messenger RNA. It is a transcript of the gene acsl4b, whose product is annotated as acyl-CoA synthetase long chain family member 4b. Gene Ontology annotation, molecular function: arachidonate-CoA ligase activity. Lineage: Eukaryota; Metazoa; Chordata; Actinopteri; Clupeiformes; Clupeidae. Gene Ontology annotation, biological process: long-chain fatty-acyl-CoA metabolic process; neuron differentiation; long-chain fatty acid metabolic process. The record is from RefSeq and is a predicted model, not a curated record. Gene Ontology annotation, cellular component: lipid droplet; plasma membrane; endoplasmic reticulum.